Molecule: messenger RNA, 1195 nt
Organism: Leptopilina boulardi
Lineage: Eukaryota; Metazoa; Arthropoda; Insecta; Hymenoptera; Figitidae
Gene: Miox
Product: inositol oxygenase
Exons: 6
Coding region: 131-1018 (295 amino acids)
Biological process (GO): inositol catabolic process
Cellular component (GO): cytoplasm
Molecular function (GO): inositol oxygenase activity; iron ion binding
Source: RefSeq, a predicted model, not a curated record
AUAUCUGAGAGCAGUGUGUCCCAGUUAGGGUCAAGGGGUAACUUUAUCAAAGAUUUAUAAGAUCAACUCAUAAUGCCAUUUAUUUAGUCGUCUCUUGGCAGUCUUUCGAAAACGUUACAAUUUGAUAAGAAUGGCUGCCAAAGUAAUUCCUCAUUCACAAGCUCCUUCGCUUCUGGAUCCUUCGGAACAACUUCGCCCUGAGCCAAUUUACGCUGGAAAAUUAAAAAGUCAAUUCAGAAAUUACGAUGAAGAUGCUGAUGAUCCAAUUAAAGAACGUGUUCGAAUAACAUAUUUACAUAUGCAUACACAUCAAACUGUUGAUUUUGUUCGUUCUCGAAUGGCAGAAUGGCUUAAAUUUACCAAAUUCAAAAUGACCAUGAAAGAUGCUCUUAUUAAAUUAAAUGAUCUAGUUGAUGAAAGUGAUCCUGAUGUUGACUUACCGAAUAUUGUUCAUGCCUUUCAAACUGCAGAAGGUAUUAGAGAAGCACAUCCAGAUUUAGAUUGGUUUCAUCUUACAGGAUUGAUCCAUGAUGUUGGCAAGGUAAUGGCUUUUUAUGGAGAACCACAAUGGGCUGUGGUAGGUGAUACUUUUCCAGUUGGAUGUGCUUGGGGUAAUUCGAUUGUUUAUAGAGAAAAAAGUUUUGACGAUAAUCCAGAUGGAAAGGACAGUCGCUAUAACACAAAAUACGGAAUUUAUAAGCCAAAAUGUGGACUUGACAAGUUAUUGAUGUCAUGGGGACACGAUGAAUAUUUGUACCAAGUAAUGAAACACAAUAAAUGUAAACUUCCCGAUGAAGGUUUAGCCAUGAUUCGUUAUCAUUCAUUUUAUCCAUGGCACGCAGGAGGUGAUUAUAUGCACUUCUGCACAGAUUCUGAUUUGAAAAAACUUAAAUGGAUUUUAGAAUUCAACAAAUACGAUUUGUAUACAAAGAAUGAAAAUUUACCUGACAUUGAAAAGUUAUGGCCUUAUUAUGAAAGUCUUAUUAAUAAAUACAUGCCUGGUGUAUUGGAAUGGUGAAAUUUUACCAUACUGAAAACUAUUUUCAUUUUAAUUUUCUUUAAAAAAAAAAUUAAUAAAAAUAAAAUAACAGUUAACAAAGAUAAACAAAAUAAAUACCUAACAAGAAAAAUAAACAAAAAUUGUAAAUUUUAAAAAAAUUACAAGAUAGUAAAAAUAAAAAGUUAAAUUUAUGAA